UUGAGGGAAGGUCGCAUCCGCCUUUGGAUCCAGCUACGUUUCGCCACCACAUCGCUGCUAUUUUGGGAGGCGUUUGUUGUUUCUUACCAGCUUCCCAAAUGAAACGGUAAAUUAGUGCCAUUUGAUACAAACUUUGAAAGAAAGAAAGCACUGGGUUUCCAGUUCAGUAUGGAUUUGGCUACAUUUCAUCCCUUUUUCCUAUUUGUCGGCGUGUUUCAAGCGGUGGUGGCCCACGUGGAGCCGCCGAUCAACGCGACCUUGCACUGCCACAAUCUGCACAACGUUCUGAAGUGGAGUUACGACCAGCUCUCGCCAGGGCUUAGAUUCCGAAUUAAUAUUUCCGCAGUAUUAAGUUUAAAUGGUGCUCCUAAUGUUGUUUGGGUGGACCCACCAGCGGAGCCACCGGCGGAACAACAAGUCGACUUGUCAUUUCUCUCUGAUCCAAGUAAUGAGUACCUUGUUACCGUAACUGCCGUAAUGGGACAGAAUGAAUCUAUUUCCGCCCCUCAAGAUGGAAUCAUUUUCAGCUAUUUCAAGGACUCAACGGAGGGUCUGAAAUGUUUUGUGGACUUCCCACCAGUAAACGUCACUGCCCAACCGGGUGACACUGUCCUGGUCCGCUUCACGCAUCCCUGGCUGGUGUACCGGCAUAAGUUGCAGAAGAGUAAAAAUACCAAUCCUAGGUCUAGGAGAAGCAGUGAUGCACCGCUACCUGUAUUUCAUUAUGAUGUCAUGACCACGAACCAGCAGCACUACAGGUGGAAGUGUGUGGAGAGAGUGUGUGAGGAGAAGCUUCCAGUGGAUUCUGCACAGAAGAAACACUGUCUGACGAUGAGCGGAGAGCUGAAGAAAAUUUUAGUUCAAGGGACACAAGAGUACUGCGUCCAUCCAGUAGAAGAAUCCCCAAGCUAUAUCGUCCAUAUCUGCAUCGUGGGCAUCCUGUUGUUGGGGAGUGCAGUUGCUUUUGUCAUCUUCAUGGUGUACCGAAAAAAGACCAUGCCUUUAACUUCUCUUCCAAACUCUAUGACCUUCAAGAGUAAAGUGAAGCAGUGGACCGUGGGACUGGUUCAAGAGACGGUCUCUGUGCCAGAAGUGGAAGCUACCUCACCGACACCUUUACUGCUAACAGAAGAAAAUGAAUUCACAGCUACUGUCACCUCCACUACUGAGCCUGAACUGCGUCUGCCCAUCGGCGUGUCGACCGAGGAUGAACGUGUGUCUGAUGAGGUGGAGGUAGGGAAUGAUGAAGGACCUGGGUACAUGCAAGGCAGUAACUUUGAUGAAGAUGAAGCCCCCUCUGGUUAUGAGAGUCGUCCGGUGUUGGUUGAGUUUGCACCAGGUGAACUGGCCGAGGGCUACCGUGGCUGAAGGUGGAACUUGUACUAUCUGAACGUUGGCGCAAAUUAAAUGUUUGACAUUAGAAAAAUAGAGGCACUCUCCUGGAAUCCUGCAACCGCUUGUCAUUAAAACGGAAAACUAUGAAAAUCUAAAUCUCAACAGCGACUUAAAGUCGUCGUUGCAAAUUUCAGUUGGUUCGGUUUCUGUUAUUUCCUUGUCAGACCAUCUCAAUGCCAAGUGAAAAGAGAAUCGGGAAUGUGAUUCUUGUUAAUGCACCUUGACGUCACUUACAUUUUACUUUGUGUUUAGAUUCAUGUCAAGCCUUUGGGGAAAAUAUUCCUGCAAAGCAAUUACAACUAGAGUUGCAUUAGUUAAGCGGCCUUACAGUUGUAAGAUAAAAUAAAUCAAAGUAUUUGCCAAAUCGGAUCAGUCACCAGAAUGUUAGCAGUGUAGUAAUGUUUUCCGUCUAUUAAGUGCUUAAUUUCUGAUGUUUGUGUUUCAGUUGUUCGCAGCCUGUGAUUGAUUCUUCUGCUUUCACAAACGUUGCAUGCCUAACAGUGCUGAACAUGUUUGUUAAGCACCUCAUAUAUAACGUGAUUGAUUAUUUUACAGUACAGUACAUUCAUGUUACAGACACUUUGGUCUAAAGUGACUUAAAAUAGGUGCAUUCCCCCUCAACAAGAAUGAGAACUUUGUAUCCCAUCAACAAGUUGUCAUGCUAUGGGGUUAUUACUACAGGACUCUCAACUGUUGAACUGAUACUUCACUUGUUACUGUGUUCUAUAUCCUGUAACGUAUAUUGAAAUACUAACCAUACUGUUACAUAAAAAUCUGUUCAUUAAAAUCAUACAUUUACAUCAAUGUGCAACUGUUGCAUGCCUGUAGGCAUCAACAUAUUUCAGCUACUAAACUGAAUGGUCAUAAUGUAUUCACUAUGGAAUAAUUACCGCCGAUUUCCCUUUUGCUUAUUUGCAUUUUUUUCUACUUGCUCGGAGCACCUUAAAGUCGCAGUGAAAUAGAACUUAACUUUUAUAAUGUGACUUAAUUCUGUGUGAAAUGGAAUAUUUGGGCGGGAAUAGUUGAUCAAGUCUUUCAGAGUCGAUUGGAUCCUUUUAAAAACCGGAGUGUGGCUUAGCGAAUACAGAACAACCCAAAUCUGUAGAGAAAUGUUUGCCUCCUCCUUCCCCCUCCCUGAUUUGCUGGUAGAUCUGGAGGAGGAGAACGAUGGAGAAAUGAAUACAUUAUUUAUUCACGAAAAGCCAAACACGCACGCUCCCAUAUAAAAUCACUCCGCUAGCUGCUACAGCCCACAAGCCAACAUCCAAGUGUGGUUUUAAAGGAUGGUUGGAAGGAGGAAGGUUGGCUGUUGCCCUAAAGUACAUUGGUUUAGAUAAAUGUAUAGACACCCACGAGUUCAAGAUGAGUUGUCAAAAAUUUGUGUUUUGACAUUUAUUUGGCAAAUAAGAGAUAAUUGAACAGUUAAUGCAGGGGGAAACAGGCCUAGAAAAUGUAUUAGGACUCAAAUGCAUUUAUGCAGUAACUGCAAUUAAUACGUUUUCUCAAGUAAUGAGUGGCGAUCUUGCACAGGAGGAUAAAGUGAUUUUGUAUUGUGCAUUAUCUCCGUACUUAUAUACUUAUUUGUUCUGUUGCUUUUUAUUGUUUUGUAAUAAACUCACAGAUGUUAAGUCAAUGCGAGGUAUCUCAGAAGGUUGAUAUGAUUAUACUCAGUGCUGAACAUAUGAAAACAGUGUCUGGCUGAAGUGAACCACAUUUUUUUAAGUGAUGCUGACAAUGAAAAAGAAAAAAAAAAUGGUGCUUUUAUUUGUGCAAACAUUUUUUGUCCCGCAAUUUCAAAUGGGAAAGGACCGCUAUAAUUACCAGAGUGAUUGAUUGGAUGUAAUGAUGUUUGGAUGUGUUGUUAGCACUAUUUUGGAUGAGGGCCCAGCUAAUUAAACUCAAGCACUUGAUUCUCUAA
Molecule: messenger RNA, 3313 nt
Organism: Perca flavescens (yellow perch)
Lineage: Eukaryota; Metazoa; Chordata; Actinopteri; Perciformes; Percidae
Gene: ifngr1l
Product: interferon gamma receptor 1-like
Exons: 7
Coding region: 169-1368 (399 amino acids)
Biological process (GO): cytokine-mediated signaling pathway
Cellular component (GO): plasma membrane
Molecular function (GO): cytokine receptor activity
Source: RefSeq, a predicted model, not a curated record